Messenger RNA from Annulohypoxylon truncatum, 2506 nucleotides. RefSeq lists its product as uncharacterized. The record is from RefSeq and is a predicted model, not a curated record. Bases 398 to 2215 code for a protein of 605 amino acids. Gene Ontology annotation, biological process: DNA-templated transcription; regulation of DNA-templated transcription. NCBI's taxonomy places the organism in Eukaryota, Fungi, Ascomycota, Sordariomycetes, Xylariales, Hypoxylaceae. Gene Ontology annotation, molecular function: zinc ion binding; DNA binding; DNA-binding transcription factor activity, RNA polymerase II-specific. The transcript is spliced from 6 exons.
ACUCCAUGCUUCAGUUCUAUAAGAGUUUCUUGUUGGUCAGGAUCAGCGAUUAAGCCAAUCAGCACAAUUGGCUCAGGUGUGUGGCGGUCAGAAGAGCUUGCUUCUGCUUAGCUAUGAGGAAUUGGACGAGUAGUGUUGUGAUAAUAGCUACCCAAUAUCUAACUGCCGUCCCCCGGUAAGAUCCCAGGAUCUUAUACUACGUCCCAGGUUAUUGGGUCGACCACACCACAAGAGAGGGUGGACUGCCUCUUCGGCCCAGGGUAUUUUAACGGAAGCAGCCGCACUUACGCGCUCAGCUAUCAAGUUUUAUUACCCUAGUUAAUGCUUACUCUCGCCUUGAACGAUAAAAGUUUAAGUCAGGGGGUCGUAGUCUCAACUACUUUCUCGGGUUUGCCACAUGAACUAUACAAGGAAACGCGCACUUCUUGCUUGCGACUUCUGCAGGCAUCGAAAACGAAGAUGCGACGGGAAAAAGCCAUGUUCUACAUGCAGGGAUUCAAAUGCCGAUUGUGUAUACAAAGAACUCCCAUUCGAUAGAGUUGAAGACUCAAGUCCGACUGCUGUGAUCGAUCGACUUGCCCGAAUAGAAACUCUACUCGAACACCAAAGCCAGCAGAUUAACCAUCUUAGUACCCGGUCCAGUCCCCUUUCGUACCCGACGAGCCAGGCCGACUAUUUCACUACGUACCAACAGCCAUCAGAAUACUUACCUUCAACGUCCGCCGGAAUAGACCCUCAACUUGAUUCACCGCAGUUUCUGAUCCCGAAAAACCACGCUACUCUACCUAUCACGCUUCUUUCGUUACCCAUGGUGCGUGAUCUUAUCGGGGAGUAUCCAAGAGACUAUUUCUUCGAGAUCGAAGAGAAACUGCCACUUCCUGGCCUCCUGGGGAAGCUAUAUGACAGUCCCUUAGUUUGGCCGUCUAUCGACAUUGAUAGUCUAGAUGCGCUAACCGAGAAUUAUUUUCGAAAUGUCCAUCCUCACCACCCACUCUUUACUCCAGCCAUGUUUAAAACAUGGCAGGAUAAGCUUGUUCAAGAAAAAGUUAUGGAAGAGAUUAGUACUGCGAUAUGUUUUUGCGUAUACGCUUUAGGCACGGUUUGUUCGAACGCGGCAGGAGACCACGAGAGCGAUGAAGCACUUGGGCUUCAAUUUUUCCAACCAGCACUCCGGAUUAUGUUGCAUAAGUUAGUGUGGGAAUUUAGACCAAGUGUAAAUCUUUGUCAAGCUUUAUUGCUCGCCGCAUCAUACUUCGCUUAUCUAGGAAGACCUCUUCAUAGCUGGAAGAUGGCGCAAUUUUCAUCCCGAGCUUUUCUGGGUCUCCUUGAGAGUCGACAACGUUACCUAUCUAAUGCGGAAUUUGAGGAAGCCGAGUUAAGAACAUUUUGGCAAUGCUUCACAGUUGAAUGCGAUCGAAUCGCUGAACUCGAUGUCCCUCGAAGUGGAAUCGAACCCCUGGGCGACCGAAUGCGACUCCCACAUAGCACAGACCCUUCUGAUAACGAGAGUACCAUCUACUUUAUCGCUGAACAUGCAAUUCGUCGACUCUUGAAUCGUAUACAUAAUUCUCUCUACGGUCCUGAAAUAGCGCAAACGAGCCCCAACCCGGUUUUGCCUACAGGCCCAAACCAAGCUUGGCAGAGUUUGAACACGCAGAAGCUCCAAUCUCUCAGUGCGGAACUAAACAGACAGCUAGAAGAAUGGUACUUUUCAAUACCGGAUUACUUACGGCCCGCGAAAGGGACUGUGCCACUGCCGAACGAUCGUGCUCGCGUUCUCAGAGUUCGAUAUUAUGCCGCAAGGCAUAUAAUCCAUCGGCCCUUUCUCCUUCAGAUUGUUUCCCGGCAGUGCGACGGCCAGUCUCCAGCGAGUACAUCCGUUCUCAGCCCCGAUCCGUACAGCGAGUCACCAGUUUUCUUGGAAAGGUGCGAGACAUGUAUCGACUCCUGCGUCACUUACCUCUACAACGCAAUGGAGAUGAUAGACAAGCGCUCCCCGUAUCUAUGGACCUUCUCUCAGAGUUGUUUGGCAUGUCUCAUCAUGCUAUGGAUGGCAGAUAAUACGCCCGCAUUACAUCACUACCUCCCUCAUAUGCAACCAAUCCAGAGCAUAUUGCUUAGCAAGCUGCGCAGAUGGGCGACCGAAGAUUCCACAUUUGCUGCCGAAAUACGUAUUAUAGAACAACUCGUUUUCACCGAUCCAAUGGAAGCCUAGGAAGAAUGUUCUUAGAAGCCUUUUCGAUCCCUGAAAGGACCGAAGCGAUGCCGGCCGUGAAGAAGCUUGGAGAAAGUUCAUUUAGAAGCGAGAGUUAAUCAGACGUUAAACCCGGCCGGGUUCUGAUAGGACGACAGGACGCGCAAUGGUCGAGGCUGUGUGUAGGUGCAUGGUACCGGCUGGAUGGGACUUGGCGACGAGCUUAGACUACAUUACAUGAUGUACCUAAACGCAAAAUACCUACAUAGCAUUAGAGCUGCAGAUAGAUGAAUCCAUUCCUUUUCCCUCUCA